Rotaria sp. Silwood2 is the source of this 525-nucleotide messenger RNA. NCBI's taxonomy places the organism in Eukaryota, Metazoa, Rotifera, Eurotatoria, Philodinida, Philodinidae. The record is from the annotation of a GenBank genome assembly.
AUGAUUGCAGCAAUUCUUUAUGAUCUUCCAUUAUUGCAUUAUGUUUAUGGUUUUAUUUUUAUUUUGUUGGCUUCAAUUGGUAUAAUAAAUAAUAUAUGUUCUUUAAUGACAUUUAUUCGAGAAUGUAUUCGAUAUGCAAUUUGUGGGAUUUAUUUAAUCAACUAUUCAAUAUGUAGUUUAAUAUUAAUUAUGUUAAUUAUAACAAAUAUAAUAACUGCUAUUUAUUAUGAUAAAUAUUUAUUUCAUUUUUUGGCUUGUUAUGGUUAUCCAUAUUUAUCUCUUAUUAUGGUUUAUACAAGUAUGUUAAUAAGUAUUGCAAUAGCGAUAGAAGGUGUAUUUUAUACAUACUUUAAUUUUAAUAAAUUUCGUCCACGAAGACAACCUUUAAUUAUUUCAUUACUUUUUCUUCUUAUUGUUUCAAUAUCAAAUCUUGAAAAAAUAUUUGGACGAAGUUUAUUAAUUGAUCAAUCUGGUAAUUUUUAUUAUAUAUAUAAAAAAAAAAUUCAUUUAAAUAUUGAUCAAUAG